This is a messenger RNA of Saccostrea echinata, 1259 nucleotides long. RefSeq lists its product as uncharacterized. Bases 567 to 1259 code for a protein of 230 amino acids. Lineage: Eukaryota; Metazoa; Mollusca; Bivalvia; Ostreida; Ostreidae. The record is from RefSeq and is a predicted model, not a curated record. The transcript has 3 exons.
AUAUUAAGAGAUCAAACCUGACAUCAGACAACAGGAAUCUGGAUCUUCAUCUAUUUACCUCAAAUAUCAUUUUUAGUCGAGUUGCUACAGUUGACAUGAAUAAUGAUAUACCAAAUACUGAUGUGUCCCAAUUAUCUGCAGAUGAUGUUCUCCUUAGAGCAAGUGGCCCAGAAAGACUUAAGUUCAUGGAUGUAUGUUGUGUGUUGCUCUGCAGAAUAUUAUGUCAAUUGCCAUAUUUUCAGAAGUUUGAGAAGAUUUUGCCAAAACAUAUUCCACAUGAAUUUUCACAGAAAAUGGCUAGUGCUUCAAAAGUUAUGCCAUUGCCCAUCCAGUUCAAAAAUGAAGCUAAGCAUGAAGAUUGCUUAGCAAUUAUGGAUAAGUUUGAAGACCAGAUUACAACAAUGUACCAAACUGCCUUCGGUAAUUUGGAGACUCUUAGAAAAUUCAAAGUGGUUUUGGGGGGAGACCAGUUAACGAGAGCAAGAUUGUAAGAGGCAAAAAACCUGCGGACCAUCUCUAUAACACCUGAAAGAAGAUUUGAUGAUUUGAACCCAAUUGUAAUUGAGAUGUGGCAUAACAAACAAGACUUUUUAGAGAAAUGCUUCAAGUGCUUAUACAAGGGUGAGAAUUCUCCUGGAACACUCAGCUUUUUCAAAACGCUCUUACAUCGGACAAAUGUGAAUGGGCAGGUGAAAGGAAGAUUCCAACCCCACUUUGAUCUUCUUAUGACUGUUGGGGAGGGACUGGUUAAAGAACAGUUUAUGGAAUUUUUCCAAAUGGAGAAUAAGUACAGCCAACCCAACCACAAGAACUUUGAAGAAAUUGACAUCAAAUCAUCUGAAGAACAGAAAUCUUUAUUACUGGCUGCUGUGAUUGAUUUUAUGAAGUAUUUUGGAUACUGCAAUGCAGAUACAGCUGAACGUCUUCCUCAACCACUAAGGGGAACAUUGAAAUAUCAUCUACAAAAAACAGGGGAUGAAAAUCAGUGGAUUCUAGUGCCAUACCAUGAAAAACCACUAGAUGAUGAAGUCUUUAACUAUUCAAUGCAACUCUGUCAUUGGUAUUUGCAUAUUUUGGAGCUGCGUGAUACCGCAAAAGGUGAUCUAAAUCGAACAAUUCUCAACUGUAAAUAUUCAAUUCCAUUUUUCUAUUCUCAUUCAAGAUUAAGCAAAUACCUGGUUGAGAAUGUGGACUAUCUAUUGAAAACAGAAAAAUUACUGUCUCCUUUACAACGCAUUGGUGUUUUGGAGGGUUCCUAA